CACCAAUCUCAAUUUUUCCUGAAAAACAAAAUAAAAUGGAAAUUAAAAGAUUUUUUAAUUUAUUAAUCAAUUCUGAUAUGUACAAUCGGAUUAACAAAAACGCAGGCACAGUACAUGAAAAAUGAUCCAAACUACCUCAGUUGCAAAAACAAAGAAUGCAAGAAAUACCAAGAUGGGAAAUGCGUUAUAUCAACGUGCAGUGGUUCAAUACAAUUUCAUGUCAUCAAUAUUAGAAGUGACAUUGAGUUCGUGUUCUUCUCUGGUGGAUUCCUGAAACCCUGCCUUGUAGGAAGGUCCACGCCUUUGAGUUUUGCUAAUCCCAAGAGGCCACUCUAUGGCCAUCUAUCAAGUAUAGAUUCAACUGGAGCAUCAAUGAGAUUGACAUGGGUUAGUGGAGACAAGGAGCCUCAGCAAAUCCAAUAUGCAAAUGGAAAAUCAGUUACUUCAACAGUCACUACAUUCUCACAAGCUGAUAUGUGUAGUUCAGCGCUGCCCAGUCCUGCUAAGGAUUUCGGAUGGCAUGAUCCGGGAUACAUCCAUUCAGCACUUAUGACAGGACUAAAGCCUUCAAGCCCAUUUUCCUACAAAUAUGGAAGUGACUCGGUUGGUUGGAGUGAAGACAUUCAGUUUUCAACUCCACCAGCUGGAGGAUCGGAUGAGGUCAGAUUCAUUGCAUUUGGUGAUAUGGGCAAAACUCCUCUCGAUGCUUCCAAAGAACACUACAUUCAGCCCGGAGCUCUUUCAGUGAUUAAAGCUAUAGCCGAAGAUGUAAAUUCCAAAAAGGUAAAUUCAGUGUUUCACAUCGGAGACAUAAGCUAUGCGACAGGUUUUCUAGCAGAAUGGGAUUUCUUCCUUCACCUUAUCAACCCAGUAGCUUCCAGGCUUUCUUAUAUGACAGCAAUAGGGAAUCAUGAGAGGGAUUACGUAGAUUCUGGUUCAGUAUAUAUUACUCCUGACUCUGGUGGGGAAUGUGGAGUACCGUAUGAAACAUAUUUCCCAAUGCCAACUUCAGCAAAAGAUAAGCCUUGGUACUCUAUAGAACAAGGAAGUGUUCAUUUCACAGUAAUAUCAACUGAGCAUGAUUGGUCAGAAAAUUCUGAGCAGUAUGCGUGGAUGCAAAAGGACAUGGCAUCGGUUAAUCGACAGAAAACUCCUUGGCUAAUCUUCAUGGGACAUAGACCGAUGUACACUUCUCACCAGGGAUUGUUAUCCUCUGAAAACAAAUUUAAUGAAGCUGUGGAACCAUUGCUAUUUCAAAAUAAGGUUGACUUGGCUCUUUUCGGCCAUGUACAUAAUUAUGAGAGAACUUGUUCCGUGUUUCAACAAAAAUGUAAAGCCAUGCCUACAAAAGAUAAAAAUGGAAUGGAUACAUAUGAUGGCCGAAAUUACAGUGCUCCAGUGCAAGUUGUCAUUGGCAUGGCUGGCUUCACCUUGGACAACUUUUCAAGCAAUGUUGAGAGCUGGAGCCUGAAAAGGAUUUCCGAAUUUGGUUAUCUAAGAGCACAUGCUACAAGAAAGGACUUAAGCCUAGAGUUUGUCGUCUCAAAUACAAAAGAAGUUAUGGACAGUUUCCACAUUACAAAGUGAUAGCUCAUUCAAGAAACAGAGCAUACGUAAGUGAAGGCUAUAUUAUAGAUAGAGACCAUACAGAUAGAAACAACAUCAUAUGUUUGUGAAAGACAAAGAAGAUAUGGACGUAGGAGCAAUUUUUCACUCUUUAUAAUGUAUAGAACUGUAAUUUUACACAAAUUAUAUACAAGAUAGGGUGUAAUAGUAAGUUCCAACAGUCAUUGUAAGCAUUACGUACUAUCAAAUCAUGUAGUAAAAUGGGUAUCAUAUGAUCAUAGUUCAUAAUGAAAAGCGCAAGCAUGCAUGUUCAAACUC
Vigna umbellata (rice bean) is the source of this 1884-nucleotide messenger RNA. Lineage: Eukaryota; Viridiplantae; Streptophyta; Magnoliopsida; Fabales; Fabaceae. The record is from RefSeq and is a predicted model, not a curated record.